Messenger RNA from Triticum aestivum (bread wheat), 587 nucleotides. RefSeq names its product defensin-like protein CAL1. The coding region runs from base 1 to 375 and encodes 124 amino acids. The record is from RefSeq and is a predicted model, not a curated record. The transcript has 3 exons. Lineage: Eukaryota; Viridiplantae; Streptophyta; Magnoliopsida; Poales; Poaceae. Gene Ontology annotation, biological process: defense response.
AUGAAUUUAGUGGACCUGGGGUGCGGGUGGGCAGCAAUUGAAUCCAGAAGGCAUCACGCGAGGUUCUACAGAUUGAUGUUUUCUGUGGAUGUGGGAUUAUCGGCAGUGAGCAAGAUCAGCAGAUCGGUGGCGCUCUCUCGUCGCAUGACCGCGUCCGCCCUCCUCCUGCUCUUCCUCCUCGUCGCCACAGAGAUGGGGGCGACGACGACCAAGGUGGCGGAGGCGCGGGACUGCCUGUCGCAGAGCCACAACUUCAAGGGCGCGUGCCUCAGCAGCAGCAACUGCACCGCCGUCUGCCAUACGGAGAACUUCCCAGACAGCGAGUGCCACACGCCGCACUUCGCGCGCAAGUGCUUCUGCAAGAGGCCCUGCUAGACCGCCUGCUGGCCCCGCCCUGCCGGCCAGCGCCGAGACCUCUGAUGCUAGAUCAUCCGUGCCGUGAGCUUAUACUAUCUGUUCUGUUGGUCGGUGCAUCCAUGUUUCGUCAGUCGUUCUUCUUAACGAGACGACUAGAUCAUCCGUCCGUAACAAGUUCUAUGUUGUUCCUCGGUGUGUCCCGCUUAGUAGAACUAAUAAACUAGAAAAUC